UUGAAAAAGCCCCACAAGGCCACAAAUACUGUCACUCCGCUGCUCUCUCUCUCUCUCUCUCUCUCUCUCUCUCACUCACUCCCUUUUUCCCACUUGAGGCAUGAAGAGGCAGCUCAUAGUGAGCUAGGGCUUUCACUGUUCAUUCACUAGCUCCCUGUAAUGCAAAUCUUGAAUCUUCAUUGGUACUGAGAUUCAUACGUUUUCUUGCAUUUUUCCCAACACCAAAAAAACGAGAAUGUCAGCCAUGGCUAGAAUUGGGUUAACAACGCCUCUGUUUCUCGCUCUUCUGCUGCUGCUUUCUGGGUGUCUGUCUUCUGCAUCAGCUUCACCUUCGCCUUCAAAAAUUGUGAAUGGGGUUUUGUCGAAUGCUGUGUCUAAGCUGGUGAAAUGGGCGUGGUCUCUCAAAGCUACUACUAAAACAGUGGUUUCUGGGCGUCCAAUGAUGAAGUUUGAGAGUGGGUAUAGUGUGGAAACAGUUUUUGAUGGAAGCAAGCUUGGGAUUGAGCCUCACACUGUGGAGGUCUUGCCCAGUGGGGAGCUCCUCAUUUUGGACUCUGCUAACAGUAAUCUUUACAAGAUCUCUUCUGCAUUGUCUCAAUACACCCGACCAAGGUUGGUUGCUGGUUCAGCGGAUGGAUACUCUGGACAUGUGGAUGGUAAAACCCGGGAAGCAAGGAUGAACCAUCCCAAGGGGCUUACAGUUGAUGAUAAAGGGAAUAUUUACAUUGCGGACACUGAUAAUAUGGCAAUCAGGAAGAUAAGUGAAACAGGAGUGACAACAAUUGCGGGAGGCAAAUGGAACCGUGGAGGUGGGCAUGUUGAUGGACCGAGUGAAGAUGCAAAAUUCUCUACCGACUUUGAUGUAGUCUAUAUCGGAAGCAGUUGCUCUCUCCUCGUCAUAGACAGAGGGAAUAAAGCAAUCCGAGAGAUCCAACUUCAUUUUGAUGACUGUGCUUAUCAGUAUGGAAGCGGCUUUCCUCUAGGGAUUGCAGUACUUUUAGCAGCCGGCUUCUUUGGUUACAUGCUAGCAUUGCUCCAACGUAGGGUAGGAACCAUGGUAUCUUCUGAAAAUGAUGAGAAAACGGCGGUUUCUUCUAAUCCGUAUGAGAAACCACUCAUGUCAUCAGUAAUGCCGCCCCUAAUUCCACCUGAUAAUGCUGAAGAGAAGCAAGAAGAAAGCUUCUUUGGAUCUUUGGGAAAGCUGCUGGCUCAGGCGGGAGAAUCCUUCACUACUAUCUUGGGAGGCGUAUUCCCCGCAAUCAAAAGGAAGCAUAAGUAUCAACAGCAACAGACGCAGCAGCAGCAGGACUACUACCAGUUCCAGCAACAGCUGAAGUACUCGAAUACGUGGCCCGCUCAGGACAGCUAUGUAAUAUCAGAGAAAGACGAACCCCCUUCCAUUGACAUGAGAUCCCCGACGCCUCAAAAGACCUAUGCAUUCAUGUCCAAGGAUUCUGAGAAAAUGCAAAAGCUCCGACAAAGCCGUGCCUUUUACAGUGAGUGGGGCUCGGACUUCCAGCAACAACAACAGCAGCAGCAGCAAACUCAGAAGCAUCUGAAUCACCACCGGUACCAUUCAGCUGCCCCGCAGACUGUUUACGAGCAGAGCCCCGAGAAAACAAACGAGGUUGUGUUCGGGGCAGUUCAGGAGCAGGAGGGGCAAAAUGGCACAAUGGUCAUAAAGCCUUUGGAACACGCAACGCAGGGUUACAACCAUCAAAACCAUAUUCGUGCUCGGUUCAACGCCAUGGGGUACACUUACGGGCAGUAGUCGUCGUAUUAUAGGUACAUAGAAGUUUUGGGUGUUUCAGAAAUAUCUGCUUCUUGAAUCUUGAUGAUGAUGGAUGAGUCCUCCUGAGUAAAAAAAAAAAAAAAAAAGCAUAUGAGAGAUGUAUAGAGCAGAAGAUAUGUUAGGGAAGCAAGUAAGUCCAUAUUCUGAGUGAGUGGUCUAUGAGUAUGAGACACAAAAAACAGGUGUUCAUCAAACUCUCAUUGAAAUAUGAAUAUGUAGUAGUGUGUUUGGCCCGGAAAUCCCGAACUGCGUUAAAAGUCUCUGUGUUACCAUUA
Molecule: messenger RNA, 2067 nt
Organism: Ipomoea nil (Japanese morning glory)
Lineage: Eukaryota; Viridiplantae; Streptophyta; Magnoliopsida; Solanales; Convolvulaceae
Exons: 7
Coding region: 236-1771 (511 amino acids)
Molecular function (GO): protein binding
Source: RefSeq, a predicted model, not a curated record